Molecule: messenger RNA, 2126 nt
Organism: Spinacia oleracea (spinach)
Lineage: Eukaryota; Viridiplantae; Streptophyta; Magnoliopsida; Caryophyllales; Amaranthaceae
Exons: 2
Coding region: 183-1220 (345 amino acids)
Source: RefSeq, a predicted model, not a curated record
GGAUCACCUUAGACAUGUUCCCCAUCCUUUGAUCCAUUUUCUUCGUCCUCGUGCUUGUCGUUGUACAGUAAGAAAGCAGAAAACUUCAUCAAAACUCAUCUCCUGUCUUCCCAAGUUUCAACACCGGCAAUAUCACUUUCUCUCUCCUAUCAUAUCUCACAUCAACAAACAAGCUAGCAACAAUGGAGAAUUCAUCCCAAUCUCUGGUAGAUUUCUGGGGCGUAAUCACAGAAUCAAAGCGCAUAAUCAACGCCCACUCCCGCCAUUUCUUAGCCCUCUCUGUCCUCUUCCUCCUCCCUCUAUCCUUCUCCCUCGCCGUUUUCCCCACCCUCCUUCACUCCUUUACUUCCUCCCAACCCAACCGCAUCGUCUCUCUCCUCCGCCUCAGCAUCCACCACAGCUCCGCCGUCGACCCCCCAAUUCUCCUCCACCCUGCCCUCCACCACUAUGCGCACCACAAAACCCUCGUUUUCUCUCUACUCUUUUCCGCCUUCAUCCUCUUUUUCUCUCUUCUCGCCUUCGCUUCCAUCACUUUCUCUGUUUUCCAUGGCUUCUAUGGUCGACCCGUUAAGCUUAUCUCUGCAAUCGCCUCUCUUCUUCGCUCCUUUUUCCCUCUUUUGGUCACUUUUAUUGCUGCCCAGAUUGUGAUUUCUCUUAUUUUCGCGCUAUUUGGGAUUUUAGCUUAUCUGGGUGUUAAAGGUAUUGAAGUAAUUGAGGGUGAAUUCUCGUAUAAUUCGCCUUACUUUUAUGGGGUUUCGUCAAUUGGGGCGAUUUUAUUAGGGUUGGUUUUAGUUUAUGUUGGUGUCAAUUGGAUUUUGGUUAAUGUGAUUGUGGUGGUUGAAUCAAGAUGGGGGUUUGAACCCAUGACUAGAAGUAGCGAUUUGGUGAGGGGAAUGAGAUGGGUGGCACUGUCCUUGAUCAUGUUUUUCGGAUUUUUUGAGCUGGUGUUGCUGUGGAUUAGUUUGGUUUCCGGGGGUGAAUCCAUUGCUGUGGGGGAUGGUUGGAGCACUUGGGCUUUUGCUGUUAGAAUCGUGGCUACUACUGCUAUUUUGACAUUGGUUUUGCUCCAUGGUAUCGCUGCCACCACGGUUUUGUAUAUGUACUGUAAGGCUUUGCACGGGGAAUUAGCUGGGGAGAUCGCUCAUGAGUUUGCAGCUGAUUAUGUGAGCCUGCCUUUUGAUGAUCAGAAGGUCCCUCGCAUUGUUUGUUAUGUGUAUUGACUUUUGAGCAAGUUUCGGCAUUACAGGAAGUAGCUUGUAACUAUGUUGGUGUAUUCUGGAAGUUUUGCUGCUAAUUUCAGAAGGCUGACAAGUUAGCAAGGUGAUUAUGUUGUGGUCUAACAACUUUCCCUAUCUAUGCAGUAUGUCAUCGAUUCAAACUUCUUGGUAUCUUUUUGAAAUUUUUCUUCUUGUUGGAAAAUGUCUUGAACUACACAUGCUCGAAUAACACACUUUUGGGGGCAAAGGGCAGAGUAUAUCUGUAUAUGCAUAUCAUUUACUCUGUGUACAGUAACUCUUAUUGUACGGUAUUUCUAUAAAGUUACAUGACCUAGCCAAUAUUUUAAAAAGUAGCAGGAAUGGAGACCCUACAAAAAUAAGCCACAUUCUUGUGCCUGAAACAUGUAUGCAUUUAUUUUCUGUAAAUGCGUUUCAAUGCAGAGCUUCUUCAUGAUGUUUUGUUGGUUGUAGAUUCCUUAGGAGAAAAUACUCUUUAUUGAUCUCAAGUAGUUAACCCUGCCUAUGGUCGGAUCAAUACAGGGUGGUUAAAUUAUUGAAGUUGUGGGUUUGAGUGUAGCUUUCAACUACUCUGGACUCCGCCCAUCCCUCAAUAAGAGGCUACAUUUCUAGUUUCGUCCCAAAAAUAUAGGCCACUUUCCAAAUUUAGGUUUUAAGUUGAACUUUCCCAUAGUUCGGAGUCCUUUUAUGAUAGUUGAAUUUUGUAAGAAUUAUAAAGGUGAUAGUAAAUAUAUUUUUCUACUGAAGUAUAUUUAUUGCAUUGUAGUUAAACUCGUUGAAAAAUGAUCCCAAAUUAAAAGUGGGACGAAGACUGUAUUAGAAUUAUACUGAGAUCUCUAUCUUGUAGCAGAAUGAAUUUGCUAAAAACAUGUUCCAUAUCACAAGUUUGUA